Messenger RNA from Branchiostoma floridae (Florida lancelet), 1396 nucleotides. Its product is annotated as ferredoxin-like. Gene Ontology annotation, molecular function: protein binding; electron transfer activity; 2 iron, 2 sulfur cluster binding. The record is from RefSeq and is a predicted model, not a curated record. NCBI's taxonomy places the organism in Eukaryota, Metazoa, Chordata, Leptocardii, Amphioxiformes, Branchiostomatidae. The transcript is spliced from 4 exons. The coding region runs from base 120 to 635 and encodes 171 amino acids. Gene Ontology annotation, biological process: electron transport chain.
GAGAGAUACCUGUUUAUUCGACGUUGUGCCAGUCAACAAGACAGUCGCAAGUUCGGAAGAGCAGCUUGGUCCAGUUGAAAAAUAACGACGAAGAAGCUAAGAAAAGGGAAACCAGCAUCAUGCAUCUCUUCGUACAAAGCAAGAAAAACUACGGACUUCUGGGGAUCACCGGAGAGGAGACCAUCCGGAACAUCAAGGAGCGAGUCUUCAAGCUGGAGGGUCUGCCCGUGGAACAACAGAUCCUGUACUACUCCGGCAAACCGCUAGAGGACGCUGCUACGCUGCUCGGCUGUGGGAUACCGGAUAUGGGGACACUGGACGUGAAUGUGCGCACACGUGGAGGAGCCACGUACAAGGUGACCUUCAAGACCCCGGAUGGAGAUAAGACGAUUGAGUGUCCCGAAGACGAAUUUCUUUUGGACGUAGCUGAAGAAAAAGACGUGGACAUCCCCUACGACUGCCGGGCGGGUGCAUGUUCCACCUGUACCGGUAAGAUCGUGUCUGGCACCGUGGACCAGAGCGACCAGACCUUCCUGUCCGACGAUCAAAUCGCAGCAGGAUACGUCCUGACCUGCGUGGCCCGCCCAACCAGCGACCUGGUCAUCACUACCCACCAAGAGGAGUCCCUCUACUAAGUCACAGCUGUCAGAAAUGCAAUCCUAGCAUGCUGAGCUAUAUUACCUUACUUCACGCUACUGCCUAACGCUAGUUCACCUUUUUCCGCGGGGUGACCUUUAUCCGUUGUCUUUAAAAACAGUACAUUUAGGAAUAUUUAGUCUGUAGACUGUGGUUUCAAAUUUGCAAUAUUUUCAAAAUGUUCCGAUUUGAAACCACCGUCCGUCGACUUCAUAUCCCUAAAUACGCUUUUUUACAAACAACGGAUAAAGGUGAACCAGUGUUGCAUCUUGGCGAUUUUAGUCUGUGUACCACGUUAGUUCACUAUUAUGUGUGUACUUGCAUUUUAAUACGCUUGCACUUAUGUACCAAAUAUUGUAUUAGCCCGAGAUCUCCAGAACGCUGUUGGUAGCACUGCAAUUUUAUUUCGAUGCGUUGGCCCUAUUAGCUCACCAAUACUUAAGAUAUGGUGUUCAUUUUUGUGAUGGUCAUAAUUGAUAUGAUAGAACUGGUGUAAGAAAAAUGUUAUGUUUGUAUAACCAACUCUUGCUCUGAAAAUUGAUGAUUAGCGGAUGACAUAUACACUGCAUUAGAACCAGGCCAAUCAGGAACAAGGAUUUCUUAGCACAUGACUACUUCCUUAGCCAAUAAGAAUGUGGCGCCACCUGAAAAAUACUUGUCGGUUGACCUUCUGUUUACAGCCUUCGCAUUCGCUUACACUCUGUCUAUCUGAAAACAUGUACGAUGUGGUGUCGGAGGAAAUAAAAUCGGUUAACACAAA